GGAUGCGCUGCGAAGUCCGCGUGUGCUUUGCAAAGUGAGCGGUGUGUGAUGUAUAUUGCUUUAAAUGGUUCGCGUGUUUAAUAAAUAACAUGGAAGGCGGGAAUAUAAGCGGUGGUCCAGUUCUUGAAGAAACUUUUUACAUCCUUUCAAAAAAAAAUACGGUCUAUAGGGUGAAACUGACAGAAAAGGGACUGAGUUUGCAAAAGGAAAGUAAUGGCAAUACAAAAACUGAAACAAUUAGAAUAAAUGAUAUUGUGGGUUGUCGCUGUAUGAGAAGUAAAAGAAGAUCAGGAAAAUCGUGUGCAUGUCAUCCUAGCUCCAACAAGCGAAAUGACUUAAGAGUUGUUGAGGAAAAUUCGAGUGAACAAGAUGAGACCGACAUAAGUGCGUACCUUUACAUAUACGCCUACGUACUCAAAAAAAUUAAAAUGAAAUCUGGACAGAAGAGAGAACGAAUGACAAUAACUCUGCGAUUCAGAUCAUUUGACAGGUACGAAGACAAUAUGAAGGAAGCUCAAAAGUGGCGAAUAGCAUUGAAGUGUUUGAUAAGGAAUAAACCAGUGCCACGAAAUAUCUUGACAAACGGAGAAGGACCUCUCACGCCGGUGGAAACUGGUGAUGAACAAGAGCAGCGAGUACUGGUAUUACUUAACCCAAAAUCUGGUCCAGGCCGAGCUAGAGAUGUCUUUCAGCAGCGAGUUGUACCUGUAUUUGCGGAGGCAGAGAUACCAUUUGAUCUGCAUGUUACUAAGCAUGCUGGGUACGCCAGAGAUUUUGUGAGGUCUAGAGAUAUUUACCAAUGGCGUGCAAUUGUAGUAGUUGGAGGAGAUGGGAUACUGUUUGAGGUAAUUAAUGGCUUGUUUGAACGACCAGACUGGCAGCAGGCAUUUAAGGAAAUUGGUAUUGGAAUUAUACCCUGUGGUUCUGGAAAUGGCUUAGCGAAGACAAUAGCUUAUAUACAUGAGGAACCAUUUGACCAAAACCCUGUACUCAUCUCUACACUGAACAUUAUAAAAGCCAAAAAAGUACCCAUGGAUCUUGUAAGAGUGGAGACAAAGUCACAGAUAAUGUUCUCAUUCCUAUCUGUUGGGUGGGGAUUGCUGUCCGAUAUUGAUAUUGAAUCGGAGAAGCUGCGAGCUAUUGGAGGCCAGAGGUUUACUGUAUGGAGUGUGGCUAGGCUAAUAGGGCUGCGGACUUAUCGUGGUCGUCUGUCAUAUGAGCCAGUUGAAGAUGGCCUGUCAGAUGAUAAGAACCGCAUACGACCCAGUGAAGCACUUCUCACACGGAGUUCAAGCCAUUACCCCACUGAAACAGUCUCUACAAUGAGAGAACACACAAAUGGUGUCCCUUCUGAAGGGCGUCUGCAGGCCAUGCAUGCCAGUCGGAGUUUUGAUUUUGGUGCGCUUCCUGAUGAUUUCCUGGAUGAACCAGACACACUCACCGAUUCUCUUAGCUUGGAGACAGCGGUGUCUCAGGGUAUGAGUGACCUAGACAGUCCAGGAUCAACAAUGAGGCCACGUCUAGACAGCUAUUACUCAGCAAAUUCACGCUACAGUGCAUACUUUUCAACUGCAGACUCAAGUUACCGAUCUGUGGAUGUGACAAUAGCAGGUGACGGUAGCCCGCAUGUUGUAUAUGGACCACCUUCACGUUUACCAGCCCUUACACAGCCAGUGCCAUCACACUGGAAGACUAUUGAGGGUGACUUUGUCUUGGUGCAUGCAUCAUACCAGACACACCUUGGCUCCGACUGCCUCUUUGCACCCAGUUCUAAACUAGAUGAUGGUAUUAUCUGGCUGUUAAUUAUUCGUGCGGGAAUAACGCGUACACAGUUGUUACAAUUCUUGCUUGGUCUUUCAUCAGGAAGUCACUUGUCCUGUCCUCGGGCAGAAAUGAUUCCGGUGACAGCAUUCCGCCUUGAGCCUGAGUCUACUCGUGGACACCUGACGGUGGAUGGUGAACUUGUGGAUUAUGGUCCUGUGCAAGCAGAGCUUAUGCCAUCACUGGCAAACAUUAUGUCACGUUGAUGAGGCUAGACAGGUUACUGCUAUUCUGCCUUAGGUCUUCCUGUACGUAUUUCCAUGGUUACAGCUUUCAGGAAGGAAUGUGUUUUCAGUCGGAGCUGUUAUUGCAGCCUGUUUCCAUUUCACUAACUGAAGCUGCGUCUGUAUGAUAAACCAUUCACCAUUUGCCCAGUAUUCUGUGUAUUGAGACUGAUUGUUUGCUCAUUUGAGUACAUAACUUCUGUACAACUUGCCUCUAAAAAGCUACACAAUUUGUGUAGAAGUAUGAAACUUGCCCUAAAAAUCUGCACAACUUGUGUUGAAGUAUGUCUUGCCUAUGUUGCAUGUGAAUUUUGUAUUUUAAAGAGAAGCACAAAAAGUUACAACCAUGUUGUAUGCAAACAAUGUAAGGUGCUAUUUUAACAAAAUAUUUACCAAAGAGGUAAGUGGAACAUUCUCUAGUUGUCUGCAUCACACAGUGGAAUGCAACAGUUCCACAGCCUUUUUUGUGGGUGCAUUGUGGCUACAAUUAUCAUGUUUUCAUGGUUGUAGAAAAUUUAUGUGCUGUUUAGUACUGGCAGUCUGAUAAGACACACUUCUGUCUCAACGCUGCUGUGAAUAGUACAACCUCAUACUUUGUAGAGUGCAGAUGUCCACUCCAAAUUAUUUUUCAUUUUUUGACCCCAGACAUAUUACUGUACAGUCCUACAUUCAGUAUUUUUAAAAUUCCAUUGUGGAUUUAGCUUUUAACUAUGUAGUAUCAAAACUCUGUCAAAACUAUCUUGGAGUCUAAUUAUGGCUUGGAAGGUAAUAUUUGUAUUGUUUAUCCAGACCGAAACAGUAAACGAUCAUAGUAGGGUUUUAGUAAUUUGUGAAAUUAAAGACUAAACAUAGUUACAUAUUACCCCCAGUUUUAGAAGAGAUUUGCCAUGUUAGAUUUAUCAAAAGUUCCUUUUCUGUUAAUGGGAUCUCUUCUUACAGGAUUUGUGAAUUUGUUUCUUACUUAACUGUGUACGAAGAGUACAAGGAACUCAAAUGCUGAACGUUUGAUACACACUGACAUGGCAAAUGAUGCGAGGGUCUUGCCAUUUCCUGUUUUCUGUGCAGUCAUUGUAUGUUUGUUAAAAUGUGAGCAAGUGCCAGGUUAUAGGUACACUUAGUACUAUAACAGUAUUUUAGCAUUCUUAAAUAAACAGUAUAUUUGUAAACCAUAGUAAAAUUUACUGCCUAUGAAUAAAAAUCAAACACAAAUUGUACGGUAGUUUUACUGCAGAAAUUCAUCUGCAUGUAAAGGUUUGCAUUGGCAAUAGUCCAUUUCAAGGAUGUUUCACUUCUAUUUUUAUGUGCUUAAAUCAAGUCAACAAUGCUGCAGAGUGAUUCUUUACAAACUUGAUUAAUCAUUUAAAUAUGGUGCUUUGCUGAUAUUGUUACCCAGUUUUCCUCGUAAAUGCACUGUAAAUAUUUU
Schistocerca americana (American grasshopper) is the source of this 3468-nucleotide messenger RNA. RefSeq names its product sphingosine kinase 1 (gene Sk2). Gene Ontology annotation, biological process: sphingosine biosynthetic process. Bases 90 to 2027 code for a protein of 645 amino acids. The record is from RefSeq and is a predicted model, not a curated record. NCBI's taxonomy places the organism in Eukaryota, Metazoa, Arthropoda, Insecta, Orthoptera, Acrididae. The transcript has 9 exons. Gene Ontology annotation, cellular component: cytoplasm; intracellular membrane-bounded organelle; membrane.